Molecule: messenger RNA, 641 nt
Organism: Hibiscus syriacus
Lineage: Eukaryota; Viridiplantae; Streptophyta; Magnoliopsida; Malvales; Malvaceae
Product: mini zinc finger protein 2-like
Exons: 1
Coding region: 146-427 (93 amino acids)
Biological process (GO): regulation of developmental process; regulation of DNA-templated transcription
Cellular component (GO): nucleus
Molecular function (GO): DNA-binding transcription factor activity; transcription cis-regulatory region binding
Source: RefSeq, a predicted model, not a curated record
UUAUCAAGUCCAUAAGAAAGUGUUUCAUAUAAACCUUAGGGUUAGGGCUUUGGCAUUGGCACUAACCUUAUCCAACUAAAACCAUUGCCUCUCUUUUUUUAUGUUUUCGGGUUUUGCUGUUGCAUUAACAUAGGCAGUGCAGACAAUGAGGAAGCGGCAAGUAGUAGUGAGAAGGGAGGAGCCAGCAAGAAGCACUACCACAAUAAGGAGUGUGAGAUAUGGGGAGUGCCAAAGGAAUCACGCCGCCAGCACCGGAGGUUAUGUCGUCGAUGGUUGCCGGGAAUUCAUGGCCAGCGGAGACGAAGGAACCAGCGCUGCACUCACUUGUGCUGCCUGUGGGUGCCAUAGGAAUUUCCAUAGGAAGGAAAUUGAAGCCGAGGUAGUCUCUGAGUGUUCUUCACCUCAUAAUUCUUCCAAUACAACAUAACUAUAUAUAUAUAGUUUUGUUUAACUUUUAUUACAGCUCAAGUUUAUAUAAUUGGAAGGUUUUAAUUAUAUGAUAUAGUAUUGUAGCGGUAAUAUUGGAAGCUGGCUUUCAGUUUUCAUUACGAAAACAUCCUCCCUAUCAAUAACUUGUAUUAUGCAUGUUGUUAGUGAAGGAAUUAAUGAUGCUUAAUGUUAGGUUUAUGUUUUCUAUUGAA